AUGAAAUUUUUAGUGGCGACCAUUCUCCUCGGGGCGCUUUUCCGGUUCGCCGCGGCCACUCCAGUGUUUGAUAUGCUCCCAGCGCUCAAAUUUGUGCCCUUCGUGAACGAGCUUGCUGAUCGUACGGGCGAGUCGGCAAGCCAAGCCGCCAAAUCUGAGGCUGUUGACCCCCAGUCCGGGGCUGUUGAAGCAAUCAAUUCUGAGGCGUCAGCCAGUGAUCCGUUCAACUUAGCUGAAGUCUAA
Puccinia triticina is the source of this 243-nucleotide messenger RNA. RefSeq lists its product as uncharacterized. The coding region runs from base 1 to 243 and encodes 80 amino acids. The record is from RefSeq and is a predicted model, not a curated record. The transcript has a single exon. Lineage: Eukaryota; Fungi; Basidiomycota; Pucciniomycetes; Pucciniales; Pucciniaceae.